UUUUUUAUUAUUAUUUGUUAAACUGCUAAUAUGUUUAUCUUGUAGGACACCACUUUUUAAAAAAGAGAAAGAAAAAAGACAGAAAUAGUGGUAUAGCAUUCAGGAAGCUUUUAUUCACUCAAAAUGUAGGCUUACCUGCUUGCUGUGAGAUUGAUUGAUUAAUUGGAUUGUUAUACAUUAAAAUGAGGCUACUCGAUGUGGAAUACAGUGUGAUCAUGUGGAAAUACAGAAGGAGAAGACAUUCUAGCCUUCACAACGGUAUGAAUUGAAAAGAAUCAAACCAACUGUAGUUCGAAUCACUUACAAGAAUCGAUUCGGUAAAGUGACUCGGAUGGACGCUGCUGUCACGCCGUUCACGUGGAAGUGCCGCGGUUUGAACAGGGCAUGCCAUGAUUAAGAAGCUAAUUUGGUGUGAGCGAUGCGAACUGAUCUAAUUAGUCAUGAUUAAAUCUAACUCUUUAUUAAUCUGACAGGGUUGAUUUGUUUUACCCCUCUUGUGAAAAUGGGAGAAUUGCACCGGAUCUGCUGGAGGCUGUCACUUCAGCUCGGUAUUCUUGUAAUAUCCUGUUCAAGUUUCAUCCAAAGCAGCCCAGGUGCUAUCACACUCAUAAACCCUCAUGAGUCUCCAGUCUCAGUCCACCCUCUGUGGGUCCAGUACUCCUGCAGUGAUUCAUCGAUGGUCCAUCUGCAGGUGUUGGUCUCUUUUGACACCGGAACCACAUCUGUGAUCGUCCAGAGACGGUGGGAGUGUUCUCCUGGUGCCCACAGAACCCGUGUUGUGAAGAUGCAUCUCCCUGACUGGUUGGUUUAUCAGCCUGACUGGAUGAUACCGAUGUCUGACUGGGUGCUUAGCUGUUUUGUUCGUGUCUGGAUGAGCAGCGGUGUAUCGUCUGAGCCGAGCCGGGAGUCUCUGGCCAGCGCAGUGGAAACUUUCACCGUCCUCAAUCCUCUGAGUCGGACGUUUAAAGAGCACCUGCUGUGUCCUAGCUGGGAGACGGAGAUGCUUUGGAAAGCUCGGAAAUCUGAGUGUCCAGUGGAAAACGAAGUCGCCAGUUUGCUGUCCUCGCUCUAUGGGUCCACUGGGGAGAACUUUGGCAUCACUAGAACGCUCCAUCCGUACACGAAUAGAUUACUGGAAGGACAGCGCCUCAAAGCCAUUACAUAUCCAUGGUGUGCCUUCUCUCUUUGGGUUUUAUUAGACAGACAAUGUAAAGAACAUCUGUGUGGGAUUUUACACCACAUAGACACGAAGGAGAAUUACGUCAGUCCAUCUUUGUUUCUCACACGUACUGGUCACAUCCACUUGCAGCUGGAAUUAGAGAACGGGUCGACUUCAGCGUUUCUGUCUUCCUUCACACUUCCUUUGCACCAGUGGUGCCUUCUGAGUCUGGAGCUGACUGGAAGAAUGGGGAAAAUCACCAUCGUGUGUAUUGAGGGACAUGAACAACCCGUUGAAGACUCAUCAGAAUACAUGUUUCGUACGACAGUAAAGUUGGAUGAUACAGAUGGAUAUUUUGUGGUUGGUGGAGGUAAAUUUAUAAGAGGCAUUGAAGGGUUUUAUGGUCCAGUCACGUAUUACAGAUCAAGAAUUCCAUCUUUUAACAUGUCUGAGCUCCGGCUUCCUCAGACAGUACGGAUGGUGAAUAUAUCUGGAUGGUUACAAUCCUGUCAGCAAUUUCAAACUGACCUUGAACACAAACUAUCCGAGUUUUCACGUGAAAUUGCUGCGAAGACCCAGGGAGAGAGAUGUGUGGAUGUAUACACAGAGCUGACACUGAAAACCAAACCAACAUCCUCGAGGACACAGUGCAGCCCCGAUGAAGCACUGCACAGUCCUCAGAGACGACCGGUGGCUCGGCUGGUUGAGAUAAUAUUCAACAAAUAUGGCUCUGUGAGUCCAGCAGCCGUUGGCAGAGCUUUGUAUGCUGUGGUGCUGCGUAUGAUGGAGAGAGAAGAGAGCGUGAAGUCAAUAAGCAGGCUGAUGCCUUCUCUAUUACAAGCAGGGUGUUUAGGAGACAACCGAGCUCUCCAUCUCGCUACGGUGCUCUACAGCAGUGGGCUUGGUGUUAAGAAGCAGCCCUAUAAGGCCUGGCUGCUAUCAGUUUUGGGAGCUCAGAAGGACUGGAGGCUGGCUCUCCUCCGGCUGGGGCACCUGCACCGCGUCGGUGAUCAGGGCGUGGCAGCAGACCCUGACCUCUCCUACGCGUACUAUUCCAACAUCGCCAGGCAAACCUCAGCUGACCGCCUCAAGCCUUCCUCACAACAGACGUUUGUCGAGUCAAUACACCUGUAUGACGAGGAAAUCCUGAAAGCCCAAACCAAUGAGGAUGACGACAUCUUUCAGUGGCUCAAACUCCAGGCACGCAACGGUGUAGCAGACGCGGAGCGAGCAGUGGCUCGGAUGCUGUUCUGGGGUCAGCAAGGUGUAAGUCCAGAUAUCCAGACGGCAGUGAGGCACUAUGAGAGAGGAGCCACCAGACUGCGGGAUCCUGUGUCUAUGUACGACUACGCCAUCGUUCUGCUCACGGGCCAAGGAGUUCCACAAGAUGUGCCAAAAGCUGUCACUUUCCUGAAAAAAGCAAUGGAACAGGGCUUCGCUCCAGCCAUCACGGCUUUGGGUUGGUACUACGAGCAGUUUGAGAAGAACUAUGAGCGAGCAGCUGAGCUCUGGGAACAAGCCGAUCAGCUGGAAAAUCCAGAUGCUGCUAUGAAUCUAGGAGUCCUUCACUCGCAAGGCCUUUAUCCUGGACAACAACCUGACAAAGUUAAGGCGUAUAAGUACUUUCUGAAAUCAGCCCAGAGAGGCCACAUCAACGGAGGCAUUGAGCUAGCCGAAAUUUGGAGUCGAGGUAUUCCUGGCUACGUGGCGCGACAUCCAUCAAAUGCUGUUCUGUGGGUGAAGUGGGCGUCCGAGCAGAAUGGAUAUCUAGGUACAGCCUUGAGGAAAGGCCUGAAUGCCUAUCUUAAGGGGAACUGGUUUAUGGCAUUGGUUCAUUACCUGAUAUGUGCCGAGUGUGGAUUUGAAGCAGCUCAGUUUAACGUAGCGUUCCUGUGCGAGCACAGUCCCCAUGGAUCCCUGAAUCCAGCAUUUAUAACACAGUGUAUGCUACGAUACUACAAUCUCUCCAUUCAGAGCCAAGAUCCUUCACCUUAUGCUUUGGUUAAAAUGGGAGACCUGCUCUAUGUGGAGCACACACUGGGCAAAAGAGACCUUUCAGAUGUAGUUGAGAUGUACAAAAAAGCAGCACUCAAAAACAACCCACAGGGCUGGUAUAGUCUGGGGCUGCUUGUUCAGGAAGGUCACAGAUUACCAGCCACAGUACUCUCAGAACUAAAGCUGCUGCAACAAUAUUGUUCGGAUAAAUACACCCUUCUUACCAGCCUGUACCACAGAUGCCGAGACUCUAACAGUGAUGAGGCAUACGUCCCCUGUACUCUUGCUCUGCUUGCUGCACACUUAGACUCCAUACAAACACUUGGACCUCCUACUGUGAAGCUCCUGAGCGCCGUGGCGGUUGCUUUCGCUACUCUCACCUUUUUCAAACUCGUCCCCGUGAUCCUUCGUCAGAGGUCAGUAUCACCCGAGAGCAGUGACGCACCAGAACAGGACGAGACUCCGGUGGACUGA
This is a messenger RNA of Ictalurus furcatus (blue catfish), 3628 nucleotides long. Its product is annotated as protein sel-1 homolog 3. The transcript is spliced from 23 exons. Bases 503 to 3628 code for a protein of 1041 amino acids. NCBI's taxonomy places the organism in Eukaryota, Metazoa, Chordata, Actinopteri, Siluriformes, Ictaluridae. The record is from RefSeq and is a predicted model, not a curated record. Gene Ontology annotation, molecular function: protein binding.